Molecule: messenger RNA, 4076 nt
Organism: Eriocheir sinensis (Chinese mitten crab)
Lineage: Eukaryota; Metazoa; Arthropoda; Malacostraca; Decapoda; Varunidae
Product: Golgi SNAP receptor complex member 2-like
Exons: 4
Coding region: 674-1318 (214 amino acids)
Biological process (GO): vesicle-mediated transport; vesicle fusion
Cellular component (GO): ER to Golgi transport vesicle membrane; Golgi apparatus; late endosome membrane
Molecular function (GO): SNAP receptor activity; SNARE binding
Source: RefSeq, a predicted model, not a curated record
CCGGACCAAGCCUACACGUCAGUGGUGUUUACCCGAUCAGCUGUCGUGCCGCUCCCUGGUAGACACACGUUGCUUUAAGACUCGACACACUCACACGCAGUUUCACCCUAUACCAACACCCUCCAGCACCCUAGAAAUACCAAAUAAGGAAGAAUAUCGUGGAGACUAACGUGAUUUCAAGCAGUGAGAGGCUACUACAGAUGCCAUACCAACGGAACAUUUGAUACACCGGUUGUUCCGCCUCACGCAAUCACAUACAAGCAUUACGUAAGGAAGCAUAAGCAAAAACAACAUAAUUUCCAGCAUAUAGACAGAGACCACCACAUAUGUUGCACCAGCGGGACACUUGAUACACACACACAGUUCCACCUCACGCAAUCACAUACUGUCACUUGUACGUAAGGAAACAUAAGGAAGAACAUCAUAACAAAUACAAGCACUACACAAGGAAGAACAUCAUAACACAUACAAGCACUACAUAAGGAAGAACAUCAUAACACAUACAAGCACUACAUAAGGAAGAACAUCACAACACCUACAUUAGGAAGAACAUCAUAACACAUACAAGCACUACAUAGGGAAGAACAUCGUAACACAUAUAAUCACUACAUAAGGAAGAACAACGUAAUUUCUAACAGGGCGAGACCACCACACAUGCAAGAAAGGUGAAAAUAUGGAAGUGCUCUACCACCAGACCAAUCGGCUGCUGCAGGAAGUGACCUCGCAGGACCUGAUCAGAAUCCAGAGGGCGCCCGCCAGCGAGGACUGCAAUGAGGCCGAGAACCUGGUGGUGCAGAAGCUGGAUGCCAUACAUGCCAACUGCAAUCGCUUGGACAUCCUGAUCAACAAGGAGCCGGCGGCCAGAAGAGCAACAGCCAAGUACCGUGUCGACCAGCUCAAAUAUGACCUCAAACACGUACAGAAUUCCUUCGGGAUGCUUCAACAUCAAAAACAAAUGCGGGUGCGUGAGGUGGAGGAGAGGGAGGCGCUGCUGUCGAGGAAGUUCACCACCAAUGACCAGCAGGAAACGUCCAUCUUCCUCGACCAUGAACUCCAGCACCACGACAAGCUGGGGGAGGCGAAUCGUAACAUGGACGAGAUGCUGGGCGCUGGAAGAAGCAUACUGGAGGGCAUCCAAGACCAGGGCAUGACGCUGAAGGGGGCAAGGAAGAAAGUACUGGACCUCGCCAACACCUUAGGGCUCUCCAACACCGUGAUGCGUAUGAUAGAAAGGCGCUCCACCCAGGACAAGUACAUCCUCUUUGCUGGCAUGGUGAUUGUCCUCCUCUGUCUGUAUCUGGCGCUGCGGUACCUAUGAAGACCGAUGAGUGACGCUCGGACAUGUUCUGAUACUGUGGGGUUUGUUUGUCUAUGGUUCCAUCUGUGCCGUUCUGAAAUAUGAGGACAGAUUUACUCUGGGGUUUGCUUAUUGACAUCGGAAGCACCAAGGACAGAAUUAUGAAGAUCAAUAAGUUACGCUGGGACACAUUCUGAUACUCUAGGAUUUGUUAACAUUGGCGUUGGUGGCACUGUGAGGUAUACUGACUAAUAAAUGAUUGGACGGAUUUCUUUACUCUUGGGUUUGUUUAUUGACAUAUGUAGCACCAAAGAACAGAAAUACAAAGAUAAAUAUAUGGCGUUGGGACUCGCUCUGAUGCUCUAUGUUUUGUUUAUUUCCAUCGGCAUAUGAGGACAAGUCAGUCAAUCCUUGAUGAGGCCAAGAAUGGUGUUAUCAGAUGCUUCAGGUUCCUGUUACGAGUAUUCUUUAACCCGGUAGCUGCGGGGAUCAUGUUUCUAAAAGGUCCCUCUAAGCAAGAAAAAUGAGAAAAAAUCAUCACUCAUGCAAACCAUUUCAUAAUACAUAUAUAUCAACGCAUUUGUGAUCAGUUUAUGUAUCAUCUAUUUUGGGGGGUUUAUAUCUUGGCAGCAAUUUGGCCCGUUGCUGCUACACGGUAAAGCCACAAAUUUGGCCCUUUGCUGCUACCAAGUUAAGGCCAGAGAAGAGCUACGCUAGGUUGUCAUGAGAGUUUUUCCUGUUCAUAGUUGCCCAUUUCUUGUUCUUGAGCUGUUAUUUUAUUUUAUGGCAUCAAAACAGAAUUGAAAUACCGUCUCUAGUUAGUUUGAAGUUUCAAGUUGCCAAAAGAGUGAUCAUUUGUAUUGGUAAGGCUAAAAGAAGUAUUAGCAUUGAUCGAAUAUCACCUAACAAAAGACAGUUUUCAUUUGUGAUUUAUCGUGAUCGUUUUAACUUCACUUCUCCUGCCACAAACAAGCUUGGUAUUUGUUGAGUCUCGAGAAACAAAACAUUUAUUAGCAAAAUUGUUUAUAGUCAGUCAUAUUUUUACAAUCAUCUCUCAUUACUCUCUCCUCUCAGCUUUUCACCGUGAUAAAGGCUAAACUAAACUCAGCAACCUUAUCCUGUGGCUGUGUCCAAUGUGUAGGAAGAACCAUGGAUGAAAGUCAAUUUUAAUGUAGGAUUUGCAUAUCACUUUGCUAUACAACACACAGCUAAGCAAAGAUAUGGGUUGGUAUUAUAAGACACUUUGGCUUCUCACAUCAACUAUUUCUGAAGGUCAAAAAGGGCGUCAAUUGGGUUCUAAUGAGUGUUUCCUUAGGUUCAUGGUACAGAAGAAGGGUCAGACUACCACCAGGGUCAUAAAACUACUUCUGGAAAUGCCCCAACUACGAAAGCCUUGUCAAAUAGGUGAACUUUGGCGACGAAAUGUUUAGUAAUACGGCCUGUGAUCCCACCAUAGAUUAAUCUGGACUAAAUGAAUGCUCAGAAAAAUUUAUUCUCUCUCCCAGCUGGCUCUCCAACCUAAUGAUUAAGGUCUUGAUGUGAACAAACACUAUCUUUGCUGUUUGCUGAUAUCUGUGAAGGCAGCAGAAUCAGUACUCAUUCCUCCACAUCACUGUUUGGCCUGCAUCAGGUCAUGUUACCCGCAGUCUCUUGUCAUGCUGAGGGAGUGAACAAAUACAGUCCUCUUUGUUUAUUUGGUAAUGCGAGAAUCUUUUACACAUAUUAUACGCCAGAUAUGUAUUGCACCUCUGUAAUGAUGUAUGUACCAAUGUAUUAUUAUGGUUGUAUUUCCUGCUUUACGAGCACUCCACUUGCAAAUAGUUUUCCCGGCAUUGCCUGGAAGAAAGCUCCACCAGGGGAGUGUAGGAACACCAGCAGCAGACAGGACGGCUGCCUCAGAAGCUGUUCACUGCAUCCAGCACACAACUUUACCUGUGCACAUAUCAUCGUGUCUUGUAUUCCACUGCUCCCUCAGCCCUGCCACUCCUCCCUCAGCCCUGCCACUCCUAAUGUCUUUGCUGUGUUCAUAAAUGUGUGUGUACUAUUACUGGAAGAUAAAAGUGGAAUGCCAGCCAGGAAAGGAAAUGUUUUUCAGAGCAUGCAUCUAUAGUUUCUAUGCCUUCCGGUGUAGUAUGUUUGAUGUCUGAUAGACAAUAGGAUUGUGCCUGCAGUUUUCAUCAGCAGGUCAAUCAAGUAUUAUGGUAACAACCAUGAAUACCAAGGCCCUGUGACAGUGCUGUGUGGGAAAUGUGUGUGUCAGGGAGGCCGUGUGGCCUGAGGAAGGUACUGCUGGGCCAUGCAGUGAUCUGUGGUGCAGGACAGGUGGGGUGGCCCACCUGCCAUCACCUGAGGUGCUCACCCACACUAGCAUUUUAGAACUAUUUCUUCAUACCAGAGUGGUUGUAUUAAAGGAUCAUAUCAGUGGUGAAUGUUUUAUGAACCUACUAUGAUGGAGGAUGGAAAUAAAGUAAUCAACCAUAUUUUUAUUCAUGUCAAGAGGCUCAGUGUCAUGAAAAGAGCCGUCAGGUCUGAUGGCCAGCGCAUCAUUAUACAGACUCAGAGUUCAGUAAUACAUCCAGAUUCUUUAGACUUCCCCAGAGCCAGUCAGUCAGACUGUAUCUAUCUAUAUAUCUAUCAAUAUAACAACCUAUCUAUAUCAAUAUUUAUUUAACAUUUAUCUAUAUCAAUCUUUUUUAUUGGACCAAUAAAAUGAUGCUAAGAGAUUUGUAAUACGUGAUAAGAUGAGGAAUAAAGGGCUGAACCUCAUGUCAGAUGUUUA